AUGAGAGUCGUCGGUGAGAACCGUGAUCCUGUGUUAGGUUUCUACUUUCUAAGGUUGUUUUGCCUUUCUCUCUUCUCAGCACUUAUUUGGAUCCACAGAGCGGAGACACCUACUAAGUUUUGUGAAGGCUCUUGUUUGACCCAGAAAGAUAUAGACAUACAGUUCCUACAGAUGGGUAGCUCAGGAUUUUCAUGGAAGUUGGAGGAUCACCCGAAGCUUCCCAAGGGUAAGGUUGUGGCGAUGGUGGUUUUGGAUGGAUGGGGUGAAGCCAAUCCCAAUCAGUACAACUGCAUCCAUGUUGCCGAUACUCCCACCAUGGAUUCCCUGAAAAAUGGUGCACCUGAGAAGUGGAGGUUGGUGAGGGCACAUGGGACUGCUGUGGGGCUUCCUACAGAGGACGACAUGGGCAACAGUGAAGUUGGUCACAACGCGCUUGGUGCAGGCCGGAUUUAUGCUCAAGGUGCAAAGCUUGUUGACUUAGCCCUUGCCUCUGGAAAAAUCUAUGAUGACAAAGGUUUUAAAUACAUUAAGGAAUCUUUUGAAACUGGCACAUUGCACCUCAUCGGGUUAUUGAGUGAUGGGGGUGUCCACUCUCGGAUUGAUCAGUUGCAGUUGUUGCUAAAAGGCGCCAGUGAGCGUGGUGCCAAACGAAUCCGUGUUCAUAUUCUUACUGAUGGUCGUGAUGUUUUGGAUGGCUCAAGUGUAGGGUUUGUGGAAACCCUUGAGAAUGAUCUUUCAGAAUUACGUGCGAAAGGUAUUGAUGCCCAGGUUGCAUCUGGAGGGGGCCGUAUGUAUGUUACGAUGGAUCGUUAUGAGAAUGAUUGGGAUGUUGUGAAACGUGGAUGGGAUGCCCAGGUUCUUGGCGAAGCCCCGUACAAAUUUAUGAGUGCUGUUGAAGCUGUCAAGAAGCUGAGAGCGGAGCCCAAAGCCAGUGAUCAAUACUUACCUCCAUUUGUUAUUGUUGAUGAGAAUGGAAAGGCUGUUGGGCCUAUUGUAGAUGGUGAUGCUGUUGUGACUUUCAACUUUCGAGCAGAUCGUAUGGUUAUGAUUGCAAAGGCUCUUGAAUAUGAAAACUUUGAUAAAUUUGAUAGAGUUCGAUUUCCUAAAAUCCGUUAUGCUGGGAUGCUCCAAUAUGAUGGUGAAUUGAAGCUUCCAAGUCAGUACCUUGUUUCUCCUCCAGAGAUUGAGAGAACAUCUGGUGAAUAUUUGGUGCAUAAUGGUGUACAUACUUUCGCUUGCAGUGAGACUGUCAAAUUCGGUCAUGUGACCUUUUUCUGGAAUGGGAAUCGCUCAGGGUGUUUUAACCCAGAAAUGGAAGAAUAUGUUGAAAUUCCAAGUGAUAGUGGGAUAACUUUUAACGUCCAACCAAAGAUGAAGGCAUUAGAGAUUGCUGAGAAAGCUAGGGAUGCCAUUCUUAGUCGCAAAUUCCACCAGGUACGUGUUAACCUGCCAAAUAGUGACAUGGUCGGGCAUACAGGUGACAUUGAAGCCACAGUCGUGGCUUGCAAGGCUGCUGAUGAAGCUGUCAAGAUGAUCCUUGAUGCAAUAGAGCAAGUGGGUGGAAUAUAUGUUGUGACUGCAGAUCAUGGAAAUGCCGAGGACAUGGUGAAGAGGAACAAGAAGGGGGAGCCUCUUCUUGACAAGAAUGGCAAAAUUCAAAUACUUACUUCUCACACUUUGCAACCAGUGCCUAUUGCAAUUGGUGGUCCUGGGCUGGCACCUGGUGUGAGAUUCCGCACAGAUGUUCCUGAUGGUGGGCUUGCCAACGUGGCUGCAACUGUCAUUAAUCUGCACGGAUUUCAGGCUCCCGAUGAUUACGAGCCAACCCUAAUUGAGAUUGCUGACAAUUAGAUUGGGCAAUAUUAUUUUUGAAAACGAAACUUAAUUCUGGAAAGUGAUGAUAUUAUGACUCACUUUUGUCAUCGGGCUGAAUUUAACAAUAAUCACUUUACUUGUUAUUUUGUGUGUUUUGUUUUGUGCACUGCGUACAUGUGGUUCAUGAACGGGAGGUGCAACAAUUUUUGUAUUAUGAUAAAAUACUGUUAUCAGGUUAAAUAAACCCUUGUCAGUUUGUUUGGUUCUUUUUGUGGGAUUUGUACUCUACUUAGCUUGUGAUUGACGAAUGGUUGGUGAAACAGUUUCUCACUCUGCGGUUCUGUUUACUGUUGCUUUAUUAUGUUGAUAUUAUUGUUGUUGAUGGUAGUUGCACAGCAAAGGACUGAACUGAGGAAGCCUCUAUUGUUGCUCUUGGAUAAAGCUGGUACUCUUUAGGGUGUGUUUGGUUUGG
This is a messenger RNA of Ilex paraguariensis (yerba mate), 2287 nucleotides long. The record is from the annotation of a GenBank genome assembly. NCBI's taxonomy places the organism in Eukaryota, Viridiplantae, Streptophyta, Magnoliopsida, Aquifoliales, Aquifoliaceae.